CAGUCGCUUGAGCGCUGGUCGGCCCCGGAAAACAAAAGAGGAAAACAUCGUCGACGCUCCUCCCCCAACCACCGCUCCUCCGCUCGUGCUGAUGGCGGCGGCGAUCCGGUCCCUCCUCCGCAAGGCGGCGCCGUCCCUCGGCCGCGGGUCGCCGGCCCUCGGCCGCAUGUCGCCGGUGGUGCAGGGGCUUUCGCCGGCGGCGCGCCUCCUCUCAACGACGGGGGGACAAGUGGCUUAUUCUGAUGAUGAUGAAACGCUGGCCAAACAGCGUGAGGAAAUAAAGCGCAUGACUGCUGAGUUUGAUGCGAGCAUGCUGGAGAUCCGCAAGAAUUUGGAUGCUAUGGAUGAAAUUGAGAGAUCCAAUGGACAUGGUGGUCGCUUGAGCCUGGGUUGGUUUCCGGCCAGGUGGAUGCAGCCUGUGGAAGAUGAGAACCCGAGGGGGCAGCGUCGGCCGGCACCUGCUCGAUGUCGACCACGGAAGGGCACCAAGCAUGGCAGAUAUAGUGAGAGCCGAAGAGGGAGACCACAGCUGACUCUGAUGCUCGCCAUUCUCCCCGACAAGAAGGAGAUCUGGUUGGAGGAUGUCGAGGAUGCGAAGCUAGUGAGGCAGUUGUCCGCGGAGCCGCCCGGAAGGCCAGCAAAUAACACCGAGGAACAUGAGGCGUCCCCGACGGCCUGUUAGGUGGUGUAGGAGGCGGCUUCCAGACGGCUGGCUGUAGGAGGAUGCGCCGUCCACGACAGCCAAGCCAUGUGGUGUAGGAGGAGGCGCGCCGUCCCUGACGGCCGGCCAAUCGGUGUAGGGAGGCGGCGCUGCCGACGGCCGAGGCGAGGCGAGGCGAUGGGUUGGGGCAACACAGAGAUGGGAGGGGCGGCGUCCUUCAAGGUGCAACGGCUCGAGGCGAUGCGGGAGGCGUCGUGAAGGUCCGGCGGCUGGAGGCGAUGGGGGAGGCGUCGUGAAGGUGCGGCGGCUGGAGGUGAUUUGGGGGCAGAGCGAUGAUGCAGCAGUUACUUUCCUUCUUUCUUUCUUGAUUGACGUGGGCAGUUUCUUUCCUUUCGUGCGAAAGGAAGAUGAUAACGGAAGAGAAAGUACUUUCCUUUCUUUCUUGAUUGACGUGGGGCAGUUUCUUUCCUUUUGUGCCAAAGGAAGGUGAUCACGAAAGAGAAAGUUAUGUUUAGCGUUAAACGUGUUUAGUCGCUCACCAUUAGGACAAUAUCAACUGUUGGAUGAAUGUGAAUGGAUGGCCGAGAUCUGUUGGAUCUGCCCCACCGGGUCUUUUUAUAUUGGUAUAGAUAUAGAUAUAGAUAUAGAUAGAUAUAGAUGAGCUGAUGAGGUUUUAAUGGUGGACCUCGAUCAAAUUCUUUUAUGCGUCUUAUCAGAUCUUAUAAUUUGAUGUUUGCUUUUACUUCUCUUGGAGCGAAGGUUGAUGAUAGCAUAAAUGUGGGUCAGGGUGUCUACAU
Triticum dicoccoides is the source of this 1458-nucleotide messenger RNA. RefSeq lists its product as uncharacterized. The record is from RefSeq and is a predicted model, not a curated record. The transcript is spliced from 3 exons. The coding region runs from base 92 to 682 and encodes 196 amino acids. Lineage: Eukaryota; Viridiplantae; Streptophyta; Magnoliopsida; Poales; Poaceae.